Centruroides sculpturatus (bark scorpion) is the source of this 1773-nucleotide messenger RNA. RefSeq lists its product as uncharacterized. NCBI's taxonomy places the organism in Eukaryota, Metazoa, Arthropoda, Arachnida, Scorpiones, Buthidae. The transcript has 7 exons. The coding region runs from base 52 to 1539 and encodes 495 amino acids. The record is from RefSeq and is a predicted model, not a curated record.
UUUGCAGUUUUGGCGCUGCGGUUCCCGUUGUUCGAUUCGACUUGUGUGACAAUGCGUAAGUUGUCUUGUCGAUUCAGUAAAAGAAUCAAUGAUCCUUGGAUCAUUCAACUCUUCAGAUCCUUCAAACCCGAAGAGCUGCAGGAACGAUCCUUCGGCACCAAUUGUUGUCGUGUGUUGGAGAAUAUAGAAUUUUGUGAGGAGUUUGAUGCACAUCUGAUGCUGAUAACGGAUGGAGAGUAUGCAGUCAGGGCACUGUUUACAACAGAUUCCGUGGAAGAAUUCCACCGGAGGGAGAAUGGGUGGGAUCCGUCACACAAACAGACAUGUGAAAUUCCGUGGACAAAAAAGAUACUGUUACUGGAAGACUACAGAAUAAUACAUAGGAUGACAUGUGGAAAAUAUGGAGAGUUAAUGUUAAAGGUCAAUAAGUUCAUGUUGAUCAGAAAUUAUCUGAACAUGCUGGAAGUUUCCUCCUUCAUGAAUUUAGAGCAUUUAAAUAGAGAUCCUGUAGUGCUGAAAAAAUGUCAAGAUAUCUGGGAAAAUAAGCAACUGAAUGCAGAUUCUGAAUCAUUACAACUAGAUUUGGACAGCUUCUCGGACUUUAACAGUCAGAAAUCGGCAUCAACUCCAAAUAAAAAGACAAAAAUCUCUCUGGAAAACGUCACGUCGGCUAAAAGUUUUCUUGUUAUAUCAGAAAAGGAACAGGAUAUACUAAACUCGAUACCAGGAUGGAAUGAAGAAAGGAAAGCAUCCUACACAAAGAGUAGGGAAGAGGGAAAAGUGAAUUAUAAAGCAGAUGAAGAUUCCUUUUGUUUCAAUUCUCCAAUUGUGAGAAACAUAAAUACUCAUUUAAUAAAUCACAAUAGCAAAUGUGAAUCAGGUAGACACAAUGAUAAGAAUUCAUCUGUUAGGAUACAUAAUGCUAAAACAUGUAUUCAUGAGGAUGAGAAUAUUCCAUGUAAUUGUUUUGAAAUCAAACAAAAUCUAGAAAAAAAGGAAAGGCAACUGGAAAGUUUACAUAAUAACCACAUAUCCAACUCUAGUCUAUGGAUUCAAGACUUAAAAUUGCCUCCAUCAGAUAAAAUCUGCGAUGAAACAAAUUCUGGAACUGCCAAAAGUAACAGCCUAGAAAACAAUUUAGUGCAAUCUCAAAUUUCCAUUCAGUCUGAAGAAGAAAAUGAAAUAUGCAGUCAAGAACAUUUCUCAGACAAUUUUGGAAGUUUCUGCAACAACCACAAGUCCACUUACAAUCAUGUGUCUCUCGAUUUUAAGAAGCAGUGCAUUCAUUCAUUAAUGCCGAGGGAAGGAAGUAAAAAGAAAAGGGCAUAUUCUACUGCUGCCAAUUCUUGCACUUCUCUGGACAAUGGCAGUAGCCUGAACAAGAGAAUUAGAAACUCUUUAACUAGUAUUUUUGAAGAUGAAGAUGACAAUGAAAAUGGCAUGUCAGUCAUUAUAAAUCACAAUAUACAGUGGAAAUUUUCCAUAGAUUGCAUUCGUACCAUGAGGGACAAAUUUACAGAAUUAUAUUUACAAAAAUGAGUGUUUAUAAAGUUUUCAAUUGUUUCAACAGUUCAAUUAUAUUUUUAUAAUGCAAAAUUAUAUUUCUGGGCAUGUUUUUAUUCCUUUACACCUUGAUUUUACAUACAGAAGAUAAAAUUGUUUAAUUUUAAAAUAAAAUUUUUGUUUAUCAAAAUUUCUAGAAAUUUGUAUUGUUCUGACACAUUUAUAUAACCAAAAACAUUCAUUGUAUGAAUUAUAUUUAUCAAUAUUUUA